UUAUCAAGAUUUGUCAAAAAAAUGGAUGGCAGCAACCAAAUCCCACAAGGGCUGAGCCCAGAAGAAUUUUCUGAACUCGAGCCGCUAAUUUCCACGUACCACACUUUUGAGCCAACCCCAAAUACAUGCACAUCCCGGAUAACUCAGCGCAUUGAUGCACCAGCAAAAGUGGUGUGGCCAUUCGUCAGGCGUUUUGACAAUCCUCAGAAGUACAAACACUUCAUCAAGGGCUGCAACAUGACAGGGGAUGGAAGUGUAGGCAGCAUCAGAGAAGUCACGGUUGUUUCGGGGCUUCCAGCUUCUACCAGCACCGAGAUACUCGAGAUUCUGGAUGAAGAAAAGCAUAUUCUGAGCUUCAGGGUGGUUGGGGGAGAGCACAGGCUAAACAACUAUAAAUCUGUGACAUCAGUUAAUGAAUUCGAUAAUGAAGGUAAGGUUUACACCAUUGUUCUGGAGUCUUAUAUUGUUGAUAUACCAGAAGGCAACACUGCGGAGGAUACAAAGAUGUUUACUGAUACAGUUGUGAAGUUGAAUCUCCAAAAGCUUGGGGUCGUGGCAAUGGCUUCUUUGCAUGGACAUGAAUGAAUUUGAUCGGAUAAAGGUGGCGAUGGUUCUGAUGGUGCGUUUCUGCAAUACUCUAGCUCAAAAAAAGGGGAGGGGGGGUGGGGAUUUAUUACCCCAUUAAAAUGGUAGUACCAUCUUCUCUCAAGGGUUUGUUGAAAGUUGAAAUUGGUUUCUCGUUUUUCAUUUCUUGUUUUAGGUGAUCAUCAAAUAUAAUUAAUUACUAGUUUUUGUUGGCUGAAUGUGAAAUCAGCCAUA
Messenger RNA from Coffea eugenioides, 819 nucleotides. Its product is annotated as abscisic acid receptor PYL2. The transcript has a single exon. NCBI's taxonomy places the organism in Eukaryota, Viridiplantae, Streptophyta, Magnoliopsida, Gentianales, Rubiaceae. Gene Ontology annotation, biological process: abscisic acid-activated signaling pathway. Gene Ontology annotation, molecular function: abscisic acid binding; protein phosphatase inhibitor activity; signaling receptor activity. The record is from RefSeq and is a predicted model, not a curated record. Bases 22 to 585 code for a protein of 187 amino acids. Gene Ontology annotation, cellular component: nucleus; cytoplasm.